Molecule: messenger RNA, 1422 nt
Organism: Pieris macdunnoughi
Lineage: Eukaryota; Metazoa; Arthropoda; Insecta; Lepidoptera; Pieridae
Source: the annotation of a GenBank genome assembly
AUGUCCCUUUAUACCAGUAAUAUCUUAUACCCACAAAUACCAAAUGGGUGGGCGCAUCAAAUAGAAAAUAAACGGAAAAACAAAGUAAUUUUCUUGGACGUCACACCAGCACGUAGUCCAUAUGUAAGACCCACCUCGAAGAACUCCGUUAUACCUAUAAAAGAUAACUUAAUUAUACCAGAGAUAUACAAAGAUAUCGUUUACGAAAAUAUUAAGCCCGUUUUUACUUUAUUGCGAAUGAUGGGCGUGCUACCAAUCACUCGGUCCUCUACGCACAAAAACCAGUUUAAUAUAGCGUCCCCUUCAAUGCUAUACUCUGUGAUUCUGUAUCUAUGUUUGAUUGGCUAUGUUCUCUACCUGUCUCUACAUAAAGUGCAAAUAUUGAGGACGGCUGAGGGAAAAUUCGAGGAGGCGGUGAUUGAGUAUCUUUUCACUGUAUAUCUAUUUCCAAUGUUGGCGAUACCGAUUAUGUGGUAUGAGACCGGGAAAAUUGCCGAACUACUCAACGGAUGGCUUGCUUUUGAGUUGGCGUACAAAACGCUGUCCGGCCGAAUUCUGCCAAUUAAACUUUACAAAAAAGCUCUAGCCAUUGCAGUUAUAAUACCAAUACUUUCCACAACAUCUGUAAUUAUCACUCACGUAACAAUGGUACAUUUUAAAAUGAUACAGAUGCUACCGUAUAUAUUUUUGGAAAUUCUGACAUAUAUUUUGGGCGGUUAUUGGUAUCUACUUUGCGAGUCGUUGAGUGUAUGUGCUAAUAUUUUGGCCGAGGAUUUUCAGCAGGCCCUACGUCACAUCGGCCCCGCCGGCAAAGUAGCGGAGUACCGCGCCCUCUGGCUUCGGUUAAGCAAACUGGCCAGGGACACCGGCAUCGCAAACUGUUAUACUUUUACCUUUGUCAACCUUUACCUUUUUCUAAUUAUAACUCUGUCUAUUUACGGACUUUUGAGUCAAAUUUCAGAGGGUUUUGGAACUAAGGAUAUAGGAUUGGCUCUCACGGCUUUCUGCAGUAUUUUUUCUUAUUUUUUCAUAUGCGAUGAAGCGCACUAUGCGUCACAGAAUGUGCGCACAAAUUUUCAAAAGAAACUAUUAAUGGUUGAAUUAUCUUGGAUGAAUACUGACGCCCAGACUGAAGUGAAUAUGUUCCUCAGAGCUACAGAAAUGAACCCGUCACAGAUCAGCCUCGGAGGAUUCUUUGAUGUCAAUAGGAAUUUAUUUAAAUCGCUCCUGGCAACAAUGGUGACAUAUUUAGUGGUUCUUCUGCAGUUCCAAAUCAGUAUUCCAGACGAAAGUAUGCAAACAGAAAAUGACGAUACUGGAAGCGGCAAUAAUACUAUCAAUGAGGACACAACAUUUACGACUACUAAAACUACUGUAGCCACUACAAUUCUUACAUUAGCUAAGGCAAUAAAGAAAAAAUAA